AUGUCGGAAGGCUGUUGGGGCUGGUUCCUGCGCAACAUACUGCGCCACGAUGGCGAGUAUAUACCAAUAAAUAGUCGCGUGAUCCACGUGUCAUCGGAGUAUCGAUUUAGAGAAAUCAUUGAGUCAAGCAAGUGUCUCGUAAUUGUAUAUUUCUCAACUCCACGGCUCAACAGAUGCCGUCACAUCAAUACCGUGUUUCAUGAGCUCAGCGUGACGUACCCAGAGACAAAAUUCUUAAAAGUUGACGUCGAUGAGCUCAAGAAUGUAUAUGAAAGCUGUGACGUGGUGCAACUACCGACCUUUCAGUUUUACCGUCAUGGUGAUCAAUGCGACGAAAUGCGUGGCACAGAUCGAAAGGAGCUCGAGAUACGCAUUCAAAGACACAUGGUAGACGUGGAAUUACUUGAGGAAGAGUGCGCUGAUGUUGACAAAAAAAAUCUGUCCAACAAUGACACGGAAAGGAUGCGGAAACACAAGCUCGAGGUGGAGAUAGUGACGUCGGUAAAGCACUGGGAACAUCUUCUGCAGCAGAAUCAGAGAUCCAGCAAGGUGUUGAUUGUUCAAUUUUGGGCCACGUGGUGCAAGCCAUGCAAGAAUAUCAAGCCUUUCUUUGAAGAGCUGAGAAAUCGAUUUCCAGCCGCUUUAUUCGCAUACGUGGAUGUUGAUGAGCUUGAGAGCGUAACCGAGGCAUUCGAUGUAACUUCGUUACCGUGUUUCAAGGUGUUUACGGAAGGCAAAGUGGUGGACGAAAUGUGUGGAGCUAUUUUCAGUGCCCUUGAAGAUAUGACUGAAAUGUCUCAUUGA
Plasmopara halstedii is the source of this 804-nucleotide messenger RNA. Its product is annotated as Thioredoxin. The transcript is spliced from 5 exons. NCBI's taxonomy places the organism in Eukaryota, Oomycota, Peronosporomycetes, Peronosporales, Peronosporaceae. Bases 1 to 804 code for a protein of 267 amino acids. The record is from RefSeq and is a predicted model, not a curated record.